AUGUCAGUUCAAUGUGGUCUGAAGUUGGCUGGGCCUGCUCCCCAAUUUUCUGGAACAGCUGUGGUUGAUGGUCAGUUCAAGCAAAUAUCUCUUUCUGAUUACAGAGGAAAAUACGUUGUUUUGUUUUUUUACCCUCUUGAUUUUACUUUUGUUUGCCCAACGGAAAUCAUUGCUUUUUCUGAUCGUGUUAGUGAAUUCAAAGCAAUUGGUGCUGAGGUUAUUGCAUGCUCAAUUGAUAGUCAGUUCACUCAUCUAGCUUGGAUUCAGACUGAUCGUAAAAAAGGUGGACUUGGUGGACUGAACAUUCCAUUAUUGUCUGACCUUAACAGAAACAUUUCAAAAGCAUAUUGUGUUUACAAUGAAGAAUCUGGAGUAGAUUUCAGGGGACUGUUCAUUAUUGAUGGCCACCAAAAUCUCAGGCAAAUCACAGUUAAUGAUUUGCCUGUUGGUAGGUCAGUUGAUGAAACUCUUAGACUGGUGCAGGCUUUCCAAUUUGUUGAAAAACAUGGAGAAGUGUGCCCUGCCAAUUGGAAACCUGGAGCUGCUACUAUCAAGCCUGAUCCUAUGAAAAGCAAGGAAUAUUUUGAAAAAGUUUAA
Molecule: messenger RNA, 597 nt
Organism: Helobdella robusta
Lineage: Eukaryota; Metazoa; Annelida; Clitellata; Rhynchobdellida; Glossiphoniidae
Exons: 4
Coding region: 1-597 (198 amino acids)
Biological process (GO): removal of superoxide radicals; cell redox homeostasis; response to oxidative stress
Cellular component (GO): cytosol
Molecular function (GO): thioredoxin peroxidase activity
Source: RefSeq, a predicted model, not a curated record